AUGGCGGACGCCAUGACGCUCUCCUACCUGCCCCUCUCGCUUGCCACGGUCCUCUUCGUCCUCGUCCUGCUCGGGAACCUCAGGAAGCGCCGGCGUGAGCGCGGACUCCGGCUGCCGCCGAGCCCGCCGUCCCUGCCGGUCAUCGGCCACCUGCACCUCUUCAAGAAGCCGCUCCACCGCGCGCUGGCCAACAUCGCCGCGGCGCACGGGCCGGUGCUGCUCCUCCGCUUCGGCUCUCGCCGCGUGCUCCACGUCGCCGACCCGGCCGCCAACGAGGAGUGCUUCACAGCGCACGACGUGGUCUUCGCCAACCGGCCCCGGCUCCCCUCCGCGCGCCACCUCUCCAACGGCUACACCACGCUGGGGUCCUCCAGCUACGGCCCCAACUGGCGCAACCUCCGCCGCAUCGCCACCGUCGAGGUGCUCUCCGCGGGCAGCCUCCUCCGCUCCGCGGCCGUCCGCGGCGACGAGGUGCGCCUCGCUGCACGCCGCCUCUUCCUCGAGGCCGCCGCCGCCGGGGCGUCGGAGCCGAGGCCCGCGCGCGCCGACGUGAAGGCGCGGGCGUUCGAGCUGGCGCUGAACGUGGUGGCGCGGAUGAUCGCCGGGAAGCGGUACUACGGCGGCGAGGGAGACGUGCCGGAGUCUGAGGCGGAGGAGGCCGCCAGGUUCCGGGAGAUGGUGCGCGAGUACUUCGCGAUGCAUGGCGCGUCCAACCUGCAGGACUUCCUGCCUGUGCUCGGCGUGCUGGACAUCGGCGGCGCCAGGAGGCGGGCGGUGCGGCUGGCCCGGAAGCGCAACGAGUGGGCGCAGCGGCUCAUCGACGAGCACCGCGCCGCCUUCGACGAUGGCGAGGGGAAGAGCCGCCGCGGCAGGACGAUGGUCGGCGACCUGCUGGAGAUGCAGGCGGCCGAUCCGGAGGCGUACAGCGACAAGGUCAUCAGAGCGCUCUGCCUGAGCAUCCUUCAAACCGGCACGGACACCUCGUCGAGCACCAUCGAAUGGAGCAUGGCGGAGCUGCUCAACCACCCGGACGCCAUGGCAAAGGCGAGGGUGGAGCUCGACGAGGUCGUCGGCACGGGGCGCCUCCUGGAGGAAGCCGACCUUUCCAGCCUGCCCUACCUCCAGUGCAUCAUCAAGGAGACCCUCCGGCUGCACCCAAUCGCCCCGCUCCUCGCCCCACACGAGUCCUCCGCCGCCUGCUCCGUCGCAGGCUACGACAUCCCGGCGGGAACCAUGCUCCUUGUCAACGUGCACAUGAUGCACAGGGAUGCGCUCAUGUGGGAUGAGCCGACAAGGUUCUCGCCAGAGAGGUUUGAAGGCGGGAGGGGCGAGGGAAAGUGGAUGCUGCCAUUCGGAAUGGGGAGGAGAGGGUGCCCUGGCGAGGCGCUAGGCAUGAACAUGGUCGGGCUCGCUGUCGGCACGCUGGUGCAGUGCUUUGAGUGGAGGAGGGUCGGCGAGGAGGUGAUUGACAUGGCUGAAGGGUCAGGGCUGACCAUGCCCAUGGCUGUACCUUUGGAGGCUUUGUACUGGCCUCGUGCAGAGAUGACACCGGUGCUAAGGGCACUCUAG
This is a messenger RNA of Triticum turgidum subsp. durum (durum wheat), 1569 nucleotides long. Lineage: Eukaryota; Viridiplantae; Streptophyta; Magnoliopsida; Poales; Poaceae. The record is from the annotation of a GenBank genome assembly.